Molecule: messenger RNA, 1731 nt
Organism: Fusarium graminearum PH-1
Lineage: Eukaryota; Fungi; Ascomycota; Sordariomycetes; Hypocreales; Nectriaceae
Exons: 6
Coding region: 1-1731 (576 amino acids)
Biological process (GO): transmembrane transport
Molecular function (GO): transmembrane transporter activity
Source: RefSeq, a predicted model, not a curated record
AUGUCGACAAACAGUGAGGAAGAAAAAAAGCCGGCGGGACGUGUCGAGUCCGCCAUCGUUACCGGUACAUCUGUGAAAUACCACAACAAGUUUGGAGCGCUUCGUCUUCGUCAUCCAGAAACGAAUCAAAUCAUUCUUAUUCCAACUCCAACUGAUGACCCAAAUGACCCUUUGAACUGGUCUAAGUCGUACCGCGUGUACAUCGCCGUCCUGGUAUCUUUCGCUAUCUUUUUCAGCAACUUCUUGGCUGCCGGACCUACUGUCGCCAUCCUUGACACUACUACCGACUUCUUCGGACCAGCUGAUGAUGAUCUCGAUGACAACAUCGCCAAGAUUGCCUACUUCUUCACCACCACUGCGCUCCUUCAGGGCAUGUCCAACUUGGUGUGGAUGCCUCUCAUGGCAAAAUUUGGCCGCCGUCCUAUCUACGUUAUAUCUUUUACGCUGUACACAGCGUUUUCAGCUUGGGCCGGCGGCGCCACUACGUACGGCAGUGCGCUUGCGGCGCGGAUCAUGAUGGGUGCUGCUUCGGGAGCAGCGGAAUGCCUGGCACCACUGACAAUUUCGGAUCUUUUCUUCGCUCAUGAGAGAGGUGCUAUCAUGGGGAUUUACACUACAGCCUUGUCUGCCGGCGUCGGCUGUGGUAUUAUCGUCGCUGGACUCAUCACUAAGGACCUUGACUGGCGUUACAUAUACUGGGUGUCUGUCGCUGUUAUUGGCUCUUGCACUCUCUUGAUCAUUUUCACCUGUCCCGAGACAGGCUAUGACCGCUCAAAGGCCAUAGAUUCGCCAACUCAAGUCCCCCAACAUAAAGAAAUCAGUAACCAGAGCAACAAGGUCGAGGACAUUGUUACAAAGAAUGCCCACGAUGGCAGUGCUUCCCUAGGCCAUUCACCUUGUGGUAAUAAAGCAGAGCGCUCGUAUUGGCAAAGUUUGUCUCUCUUCAGCGGUAUUCACACGCAAGAGCCAUUCGUGAAGCUUUGUCUUCGUCCCAUUAUUCUUCUGGCUCUUCCGCCAGUCCUUUGGGCUACUUUGGUAAUGGCCGUUUCCAUCGGAUUCCUUGUAGCCAUCACCUCUAACUUUGCUGUCGCUUUCGAUGCUACAUACGGAUUCGAACCGUGGCAGGCUGGACUCUGCUUCAUUUCCUGUCCUGUAGGCGCUGGGUUUGGUGCCUUUUUCGGUGGUCGAUUCAGCGAUAUGAUAGCCGACCGGUUGACGAGCCGCAAUGAUGGUGUUCGACAUCCGGAAAUGCGCUUACCUACGAUGGCAAUCUCACUCAUCACGACACCACUUUCUCUUGUCCUCUAUGGAGUCGGCAUUGAGCGGAACUGGCAUUGGAUUCUACCUACAAUUGGUUUGGGCCUUUCGGCAUUUGGCUUUCUUUUUUCCUUCUACACGAAUCCCUGGAUCAACGCAUCUGGCUAUGCUAAAGCAUUUGCUGCCAUGGCCGGGAUUUCAGGUUUUGUACUUUUCAUGUGGAUUCCUAUCCCUUACGCUGCUCUGCAUGACGAGCUGCUCUACGAAGAUGGUGUGUUGAAUAUCCUCCUUAGCGAAGAGUACAUCAAUUUCCUUGAGAGUUUUACCUGUAGUCUUUUUGAGGUUAGUCAAAAGGGAUCUCUGGGUACAGCUAACAGCAGACCACAGAGGGAUACUUCGCCAGCCAAACUUCUCGACAGUCCAAACCAGUGGAACGGCUACGAGCGCGAGAGCAAUGUUCAUAAUGGCAGCUAA